CUGAACUGAACGUGAGCUCCUGCCGGAAAGAGCUGCACCAUGAAGAUAGUCCUCCUCCUCUCCUUGCUGACCCUGGCCACCCUCUGUCUUUGCAAGCAAGAUGCUCAAGCUGGGCCCCAAGACUCUGGCAAAAAAACUGCAUUUGCCUCCAAACGAGACAGCAGCGAACUGGUGAGACCAAAGCGUUACCUGUACAACUGGCAAGGGCUUCCCGCUCCCUACCCUGACCCCUUGGAGCAGAAACGAGAGGUGUGUGAGCUCAACCCUGAUUGUGACGAGCUGGCUGACCACAUCGGCUUCAGCGAGGCAUAUCGGCGAUUCUACGGGACGGCCUAGACCCCCAGACGCCCGCUCCCUUCCUCCAGUUUGCUUGCCGUGCUUGUACGUCCUGGCUCUGCCCUCCCUCUGAGACCCCCGACCUACUUCCCUGCCCUCAAGCUACAAAGCUGUUCCCCGACCCCCUACCUGUUCCCUGAUGCUCCCCCCAUUCACACAGCCAGUCCAUUGCCAGCUCCGAAGUUCCU
This is a messenger RNA of Gracilinanus agilis (Agile Gracile Mouse Opossum), 524 nucleotides long. RefSeq names its product bone gamma-carboxyglutamate protein (gene BGLAP). Gene Ontology annotation, molecular function: hydroxyapatite binding; calcium ion binding; structural constituent of bone. NCBI's taxonomy places the organism in Eukaryota, Metazoa, Chordata, Mammalia, Didelphimorphia, Didelphidae. Gene Ontology annotation, biological process: regulation of cellular response to insulin stimulus; response to vitamin K; osteoblast differentiation. Bases 40 to 336 code for a protein of 98 amino acids. Gene Ontology annotation, cellular component: extracellular region. The transcript is spliced from 4 exons. The record is from RefSeq and is a predicted model, not a curated record.